Olea europaea var. sylvestris is the source of this 1130-nucleotide messenger RNA. RefSeq names its product protein LURP-one-related 6. Bases 331 to 954 code for a protein of 207 amino acids. The transcript has 3 exons. Lineage: Eukaryota; Viridiplantae; Streptophyta; Magnoliopsida; Lamiales; Oleaceae. The record is from RefSeq and is a predicted model, not a curated record.
AGCCAAUUUUUCAAAAAGCAUAUGUUACCCUUUAUUGAAUUUCUUUACAAGGCAUUUCAAAUUAGCUUUUGUCCGUAAAUCUGAAUCACAUAUUGUUUUAAUUUUGCUCUAUCCCACAUUCUUUAGGUUCACCACCCAAUUCGUCCUUCCUUUAACUCAUCACCUAUUAAGUGUUUGACAAUCUAUACAAGGUUGGUAGUGCAUAUUAUAUUUGAGAAGUUUCUUGAAUAGUGCCAAACAUUUGAAUUUAGAUACACACUUUUUUUUAUAAAUAGAUUACUCUUAUGGGACACUAAGAAAAACAAAGAUUUUUAGAGGACACACAAAGAAAUGGCUUCAAAGCAAAGCUUGAUUCCUAUAGUAAGCAAGGCCUUUUGUUCAUUAUCUGAGGUAGUUCUGGUUGUUCGAAGAAGGCCACAUGUGGUUAACGGAGGAGGAUUUGUGGUUACAGAUUGUACACAGAUACCCAUUUUCAGUGUUGAUGGCUGUGGAGUUCUUGGCAAAAAAGAAGAGCUUCUUCUCAGGGAUGCUAACGGAAAUCCUUUGCUGCUUAUACGACAAAAGGGAGGUAUAGUUGAAGCAGUUAGUAUCACAAGGAAAUGGAAAGGGUACAAAACUGACUUUUUAGGGCCUCAGAAGCUGGUAUUCACCUUGAAAGAGCCUAUUACUAUGUGCCUAUUAAACAAAAAUUCCAUUAGAAUCUGUAUUGAGUCAAAAGAGUUGAGCAAUUAUGGCGACUUUGAGAUCAUAGGUGACUUCUCUGAUAAAGAUUGCAGCAUUGUCAAUUCCAGGGGCGAUCCAAUUGCACAGAUUGGUGUUAAGAAGGAGAUGGAGCAAGUGAUGAAAAGCAAGGAUCUAUACUAUGUUUCCAUAAAGCCAGGAAUCGAUCAUGCUUUUGUUAUUGGAGUAAUUGCUGUUCUUGAUUAUAUAUAUGACGGAUCUACCAGAUGCUAGUGGAAUUGUACUAACAUUGAAGAAUGUCACGAUAAAUUCACUGUGUCACGGUAUUAACAACAUGGUUAUAAAUUAUAAUUUUUCAGAAAUUAUUAUUGCGACUGUGAUUUGUAUUGAAUUCUGCGUAAAUGUGUAGUUAAGAUAUAUGUUUGUGUCCAUUGAAAAACUCUUCAUUA